Messenger RNA from Triticum dicoccoides, 1532 nucleotides. RefSeq lists its product as uncharacterized. Lineage: Eukaryota; Viridiplantae; Streptophyta; Magnoliopsida; Poales; Poaceae. The transcript is spliced from 2 exons. Gene Ontology annotation, molecular function: protein binding. The record is from RefSeq and is a predicted model, not a curated record. The coding region runs from base 245 to 1414 and encodes 389 amino acids.
UCAAGCAGGGUAGGCCGGACGUCUGAAAAGGACUACUCUAUACAGUCUGAAUCGAGCUCGUUCGACUCUUCUCUACAGUCUACGCUUCGCGCCAUGGCCUCCCCUUCGACCUCUCCUGCUGCUGCUGGCCUGGAUGCGCGCGAGCACGACCCCUGACCGGCCGCCUCACUCAACUCCGGGACCUUCUCUGCCACCUUCUUCCCCAACGUAGGCACUGAAGCUUGCCGGCCACGAGGAAGGGAGCAUGAUGCCGGAUAGGAGAGGCGCGACCCUGCUAGAGGACCUCCCCGAGGAUAUCAUCGACAAGAUACUCGUCCGGUUGCCGUCCAAGGACGUCGGCCGCUGCCGAGCCGUCAGCACAUCAUGGUGCACUACCACAUCGACGCCCAAAUUCAUGCUCGACCACCACCAGCUCCAGCCCUCGCUCCCCAUUAUUGACGGCCGGGGGCUGCCCACUAAUUUCGUCCUCUUCCACUCCGCCGGCACCAACCAACAGUUGUGGCCUUUCUCCCGGUGCUUGAAACACCACUCCGAGGUUUGUCUUCAUGGCGCCUGCAAUGGCUUCCUCGUCAUCUCCUGGCUGCACCAAUUCUACAUCUGCAAUCCGGUUAUCCACACUCAUGCUCUCCUACCCCAGCCUCAUGUUGAGCACGCCCUCUACAACACCAUAAUUGGUUUCUACCAGCAUCUUCCAACUCAAGAAUACAGGGUGCUCUGGGUCUCGGAACCAUGGCACCCGUAUAAAUCCAGCUUGCACGUUCUCACAGUGGGAUCCAAUGUGAUGAGGCAUAUCAGCGUCAGAAUGGAAACACUUGCACCGCCAUCCAUGGAAAAACAACAGCAGUUACUCAAGGGAUUGCGCUCUAAGUCCUGCUGUCCACCAUCAGUGCAUCACCGUGGCAGCUUGCACUGGUGUCCUUAUGAUGCCACUGAGAUUGGGGGACACAGCUCAGACAUUAUUGUGUUCGACACAGAAGUCGAGUCAUUCCGGUGGAUGCGCAGUCCCACCCAGCUCUGCCAUCAUAGAAAGCUGUUCGACAUGAACGGCACACUUGCUUUCUGGGGCAGCUUGACUCCCAGCUUGACCGCUAUGGAUGUCUGGGCGAUGCAGGAUGACGUCUGGACAUUCAAGUACAAGAUUGACGUGUCAACGCUGGAGGUAACACGACAACUUUAUUCAACCUCUUUUAAAAAGAAAAAGAGAACACCACUUGAUUCAACAGUGCAAUGGCUCGAUGAUAUGGUUGUGUUGAACGACCGUGAGCUGCUGAUCAUGUUUAACAGUAAACAUGUAUUGCGCUGUGACAUUGAUGGCAACUUCUUAGGAAUGGUGAACAUAGGAAAGAGUCAAUAUUGUAUGAUGCUUAAUCACUGCCGCCUCAAAGAGAGCAUUAUUCCAAUUCCAUCCCACUAGAUUGAGAUGCAAAAGGAAGAUGAGAAGUUUUCACUCUCCACAAGGCGUGUCUCAAUGUUCAAGAUUCCUGGUUUGCUUCCCCCUUGGAUUUAGAGCAUGUAUUUUCUUCGUAGCUCUU